Molecule: messenger RNA, 1884 nt
Organism: Danaus chrysippus (African queen)
Lineage: Eukaryota; Metazoa; Arthropoda; Insecta; Lepidoptera; Nymphalidae
Source: the annotation of a GenBank genome assembly
AUGGAUGAAGUUUCAAAACUAGAACACCUUUCUCUGGUGUCCAAAAUAUGCACAGAGUUGGACAACCAUUUGGGAUUGAAUGAUAAAGAUUUAGCUGAGUUCAUCAUCGAUUUGGCUGACAAGAAUCCAAACUUUGAUAAUUUUAAGAAAGCACUUAUUGAAAAUGGUGCAGAAUUUUCUGACUCAUUCAUGACAAACCUGUUACGUAUUAUACAACAUAUGAAACCUACUGACAAUCAAACUGAAGGGACACAGAAAGAGGUGAAGAGCACUAAUCCUCUGGCAAGCAAAUUUCCAGGUUUGGCUAUUCCCAAUGAUAAACCUAGUAAAUUUUCAUCAGACGAUGAAAGCGAUGAUGAUAAUAAAAAUACGAGAAUAACAGCAAAGGAUAUAUUUAAAACUGAAUCUAAAGUUAAGGAGUCGAGUGAUGAUGUUGUAGAUGCAAUGGCAGCGCUUGAGGCGUUAGCGCCAUCCAAUAUAAAUAAAACUAAGGAAGAGUCAAAAAAAGAUAUUGUCAAGAAGAGAGAUCAGAGCCCAGAUCGUAGUGAUACUCAUAGGAAGCGAGAAAGAUCAAGAGAAAGAAAACGUAGCAGAAGUAGGGAGAGGAGACGCCGCAGUAAGGAUAGAGAUAGACGUAGCCGAAGCCGUAGUCGUAAGAGAAGUCACAGUAGAAGCAGACGAAGUCACAGUAGAAGCAGACGAAGUCAUAGCAAAGAAAGAAGAAAUAGAAGCAGAGACAGGGAUAGACGGAGACGUUCCAGAAGUAAACCUCGACAUAGAUCCAGGUCUAGAGACAGGCAACGAAGAUCCAGGUCUAAUAGAAGAUCUAGAUCCAGGUCUCGUUCAUAUGAAAGAAAAGAGAGAAAUAAAUAUAAUGAUUAUGGCAGGAGUCAGAAAAGAAGAAGUGCUGAGGUGGAGAUGACCGAUGAUCCUGAACCUGGGAAAAUCUACAAUGGCCGAGUGGCAAACAUAGUUCCGUUUGGUUGCUUCGUACAAAUGGAAGGGCUGCGGAAGAGAUGGGAGGGUCUCGUACACAUCUCACAACUCAGAGCUGAAGGAAGAGUCACGAAUGUAUCCGAUGUAGUGUCCAGGGGUGACAAAGUGAAGGUGAAAGUUCUAUCAGUGACUGGACAGAAAGUAUCACUGACAAUGAAGGACGUCUGUCAAGAGACCGGCAAGGAUUUGAAUCCAACAUCACAUGCACAUCUAGAGGUGGAGCGUUCAGGUCGUAACCCGGACCGUCCGCCGGCCGUGUUGGCGGGCCUGCAGCUCGACCCGGACGAAGACUCCAGCAGGAAGCGGGUCACCAGGAUAUCCAGCCCGGAGAGGUGGGAGAUCAAACAGAUGAUAUCUUCCGGUGUGAUCGAUAAGAGCGAGUUGCCAGAUUUCGAUGAAGAAACGGGUCUUCUGCCCAAAGAGGAAGAUGGUGAAGCGGACAUCGAGAUAGAACUGGUCGAAGAAGAACCGCCCUUCCUACAAGGACAUGGGCGAGCUCUACACGACCUGUCUCCAGUCAGAAUAGUCAAGAAUCCCGAUGGAUCACUGGCUCAAGCUGCCAUGAUGCAGUCAGCUCUAGCAAAGGAGAGAAGAGAACAGAAAAUGAUUCAGAGGGAACAGGAAAUGGAGAGUUUACCCACAGGGCUCAAUAAGAACUGGAUAGAUCCUCUGCCAGAAGCAGACGGCAGGGCCUUAGCUGCUAACAUGAGAGGCACCGGCAUCACACCACAGGAUCUACCUGAGUGGAAGAAACAUGUGAUCGGUGGAAAGAAAUCCUCAUUUGGAAAGAAAACUAACCUGUCACUACUGGAACAGAGGCAGUCUUUGCCUAUAUACAAGCUGAGAGAUGAAUUGACAAAGGUAUGUAUUAAAUAUUGUACAUCAUAA